This is a messenger RNA of Mauremys reevesii (Reeves's turtle), 1574 nucleotides long. It is a transcript of the gene CHMP4B, whose product is annotated as charged multivesicular body protein 4B. NCBI's taxonomy places the organism in Eukaryota, Metazoa, Chordata, Testudines, Geoemydidae. The record is from RefSeq and is a predicted model, not a curated record. Gene Ontology annotation, cellular component: cytoplasmic side of plasma membrane; ESCRT III complex; multivesicular body. Gene Ontology annotation, biological process: vesicle budding from membrane; late endosome to vacuole transport via multivesicular body sorting pathway. The transcript is spliced from 5 exons. Bases 146 to 823 code for a protein of 225 amino acids.
CAGGCGGGUGCAGCCGAGGCUGAGGUGCGGGGGCCGCUGUGUUCCGCGGGGAGCGGCUGUUGCGAGGUCUCGGCCGAGGGUCUCUCCGGUGUCCGUCUCCUUGUCCCGCUCUCUCCUCCUGCUCGCUGCCCGGCGCGGCCCAGUCAUGUCGGGGAUGCUGGGGAAGCUGUUCGGGACGGGCGGCAAGGGCGCCGGCAAGGGCCCGACCCCGCAGGAGGCCAUCCAGCGGCUCCGCGACACCGAGGAGAUGCUCAGCAAGAAGCAGGAGUUCCUGGAGAAGAAGAUCGAGCAGGAGCUGGUGGCGGCCCGCAAGCACGGCACCAAGAACAAGCGGGCUGCUCUUCAAGCCCUAAAACGCAAGAAGAGGUACGAGAAGCAGCUGGCGCAGAUAGAUGGCACGUUAUCAACAAUUGAAUUCCAGAGGGAAGCCCUUGAAAAUGCCAAUACCAAUACUGAAGUGCUCAAGAAUAUGGGCCUGGCUGCUAAAGCUAUGAAAGCUGCUCAUGACAACAUGGAUAUCGAUAAAGUAGACGAAUUGAUGCAGGAUAUUGCUGAACAGCAGGAGCUGGCAGAUGAAAUUUCAACAGCUAUUUCAAAGCCUGUAGGAUUUGGGGAAGACUUUGAUGAGGAUGAACUGAUGGCAGAAUUGGAGGAACUAGAACAGGAAGAACUAGACAAAAACCUGUUGGAGAUCAGUGGUCCCGAGACAGUACCACUACCAAAUGUGCCCUCAAUAGCAAUACCAUCAAAGCCAGCCAAGAAGAAAGAAGAGGAGGAUGACGAUGACAUGAAAGAGUUGGAAGCUUGGGCUGGAAACAUGUAACUACAGCAGCAACCAUUUGGAAAAACAUAACAGACUUUGGCCACCUGGUUUAGGUGCACGUGUAGUGUGUUCGGGACAAAACAUUAAGCAAAAUGUCUUUCUCUCUUUAAUCUUAACCCAAAGCAGUGGGCACUGCAUUGCUGUACUCUGCAUAGCACGGUCUGCGCAAAGGAAACAAAGGGUGUCGGGGAAAGUUGCCUGCAGUUGAUGAUGUUGAAUUUCUGUAAAAUAAAAUAUAUUUGCAAAAUCCAACAUUCAGCUUUUGGACUAUGCUAAUGCCACUGCUGGAUCUUCAUCUUGUAGAGUUUGGGGCAUAUUGAAUUUAAAUGACCUGAAAUGCAGCCUGUAAUUUUAAGUCAGUUGAAAGUGUGUCUAGAAGUCUUGUAAGACAUUUAAAAAGGAAAAGUCAUAAGCCACCAUUGGCUUCUCAUGUUUAGAUAUAAGAAUGCGUUAGGUUUUUAGUUCUUUGCACUCUGUAUUUAUUUCCUUUGACUGUGUGAUCACCUAUCACUGCACUGACCUAGUCGCUGUUCCCAUUUUUAAUUAGUGAAAUUGAUUUGAAAUUGAUAAACACGACUUUGGAAGUAAGGGAGAUUUACACUUAAAAUCCAGCUGUACAUUUUUUUCUAUGUAGCAGUGCAGUGUUCAUUGCUAUUUGUGAUAACUGGUAACCCAUUCAGAUACAUGCACACAUCUAUUUUAAUUAAGAAACUAUGGUUUGCACUGUAUUAAAUACCUUGUUUAAUUUUCA